AUGUUCAAUAGAAGAAUCGCUGCUAGUGCAAUUUCUAUCUCACGCAUACGAUUACCAGUGAGAUUACCAGGCCCUGGUGCUCCAGCCUUGAUACCAAUCAUAUCGAGAAACUUUCACAAUGAUGGAAUACCUAAAUCCGAAGUGGAACCUGCAACAAGAAAGAAAGUAGCAAUGGAGGAGGCGGAAAGACAUACGAUUGAGAGGGCAAACGAAGCGGAUGCAAGAGAGAAAAUUGACGCAAACGAUGGGGAGAGAAAAGAAGAGAGGAAGAAGAGGAAAACGGUUGCUGAAAUGGAUGAGGAGUUAAUGGCAAAGAUGGAGGGCAGGGAGGGUGCAGCAGGUAUUUCGUAUGACGGCGGAAAGCCGGUUACUGAUGGGUUUGGAAGAGGUGUGAAAAGUAACAUGUUCAGAGUUAUUUGAAGGGUAAGGUUUGAUUUUAAAGGAACGAUGUAAGAGGGAAGUGGAUUGGAGAGGAAAUUGUCAAAGUCAUAGGCCUCCAGAGCUCAUAAGAUUCGAGUUUCGAUGCCCAACAAGGAGAAAAUGGUUCGGCUACUUAAUCGACAUGUUAGAUUUGAGACUAUUAUCUAAACUUUAGGCAAUCGUGGAGCGUUGGAAUUUUUCUCUUCGAGAAGAGCAAUGUAUGGGUACAUUUUGAAUAUAUUGAAUGGCAUUCCGAGUUAUAAAAAUAUAGGAUU
Sclerotinia trifoliorum is the source of this 695-nucleotide messenger RNA. NCBI's taxonomy places the organism in Eukaryota, Fungi, Ascomycota, Leotiomycetes, Helotiales, Sclerotiniaceae. The record is from the annotation of a GenBank genome assembly.